Labeo rohita (rohu) is the source of this 7101-nucleotide messenger RNA. It is a transcript of the gene per3, whose product is annotated as period circadian clock 3. NCBI's taxonomy places the organism in Eukaryota, Metazoa, Chordata, Actinopteri, Cypriniformes, Cyprinidae. The coding region runs from base 306 to 4205 and encodes 1299 amino acids. Gene Ontology annotation, biological process: circadian regulation of gene expression; entrainment of circadian clock by photoperiod; negative regulation of transcription by RNA polymerase II. The transcript has 23 exons. The record is from RefSeq and is a predicted model, not a curated record. Gene Ontology annotation, molecular function: transcription cis-regulatory region binding; transcription corepressor binding. Gene Ontology annotation, cellular component: cytoplasm; nucleus.
GUAAGUACUCGUGUUUAACGCAUCGAAAACGCGCGGAAUAGAUUUUAUGAAAUUUACGGAUACACUACUGCUGUGAUGUUCAAGAGCGUUUAAUGAGACGAGAAACGCGGCGGACUAUGAUUAACUUCUACAGUUUGAGUUCCUUCAAUGGAAGACUCAACGUAAUCAUCUAGUAAAUCAUAAUCCUCAUGGGUUUCUCUAUAGACCUUCAAUAUUAAUGUGGACAAAAGCAGCAGAGCAUCUAGAUUGUGGAUCAGAGCUUCAGUAGAGGUGGGCAGCGGUCGGAGGAGAACUUGCAGCGGGUAAUGCCGGGAGGAGACGGCUUUCCCGAUGGAGAAGAGGAGAACUCUUCUCCAGACGCCAGCAAAUGUGGUGGGCAGACAGACCAAACUAACAGCGGCCAGGACCCCGGGACCAGCGGAACAGGGUCUGGAUCUGGGUCCGGAUCGGGUUCAGGCGAGGAGGAGGAAUCCGAGGAGCAGCGAGGAAGGACCAGCAGAGGGGAGAGCUCAGCGGGGUGUGAGGAGAGCGGAGGAGAGCAGAUGCACGAGGAUGUGGACAUGAACAGCGGUCAUGACUCCAGCAGCGGAAACGACAGCGUCGGUCGCUCACGACAUCAUCAUUCCUCGGCCAAUUGCAGCCCUGGAAGCACCACGGGAUCUGGAAGCACCAAGAGCUCAAAAUCUGCCACUGGUUCCUCAUCGUCCAGCUUUCGCAGCGCUCAUCACACGGAGUGCAGUGAACAGACAGAGCACGGCCGUGAGCAGACGCACCGAGAGAUGAUGCAGACGGUGCAGGAGAUGAAGAAGCGGCUGCCGUCUGAGAAGAAAAGCCGCAGUAAAGCCAGUACUGUGGAAGCACUGAACUACGCACUGAACUGUGUCAAACAAGUACAAGCAAACAGCGAGUACUACAACUUACUGAUGAGCAGCGGACUGGAGGAGAGACGGGACGCUACCGUGUGCACGCUGGAGGAGCUGGAGGGAAUCACAUCGGAACACACGUUGAAAAACACAGACACGUUUGUGGUGGUCUUCUCUCUGGCCUCCGGGAAAGUGGUUUACGCGUCGGAACAGGCCUCCAGCGUGCUUCACUGCAAGAGGAAGUUUCUAGAAUCUGCCAAGUUCGUGGAGCUGCUGUACCAUCAGGACGUCAAUGUGUUUUACUCGCACACGGCGCAGCCGCGACUGCCACCUUGGAACGUGGGCACAGACAGCGCGGCAGUUCUGUUCGAAUGUGCCCAGGUCAAGUCCUUCUUCUGUCGAAUCAGAGGAGGGAAGGAUAGAGAUGGAGAAAUGCGUUAUAGCCCUUUCCGGAUCACUCCGUACCUGCUGAAGGUUCAAGGAUUGAGCGCAGAGGAGGAGCCGUGCUGUUUGGCCCUCGCCGAACGCAUCAUCUCAGGAUAUGAGGCUCCUCGGAUUCCCAUGGACAAACGCAUAUUCAGCACAACUCAUUCACCAGGCUGUGUCUUUUUAGAAGUGGAUGACCGUGCGGUGCCUUUGCUCGGCUACCUCCCUCAGGACCUGAUCGGUACCUCAGUUCUGACCUGCCUGCAUCCAGACGACCGCCUGCUCAUGUUGGCCAUGCACCGCAAAAUUCUGAAGUACGCGGGCCAGCCUCCGUUCGAACACUCGCCCAUCCGGUUUCGGUGUCAGAACGGCGACUACGUCACCCUGGACUCCAGCUGGUCCAGCUUCAUCAACCCUUGGAGCCGUAAGGUGGCCUUCAUCAUCGGCCGGCACAAAGUUCGCACUGGACCUCUGAAUGAGGACGUGUUUGCUGCACGGAGUAAAGCCGAGCAGCCGGUCAUGUGCGAGGACGUUAAAGAGCUGCAAGCUAUGAUUUACAAGCUCUUCCUACAGCCUGUUCAUAAUAAUGGAUCCAGCGGCUAUGGCAGUCUGGGUAGUAAUGGCUCUCACGAGCACUACAUCAGUGUGGCGUCGUCCAGCGACAGCAACGGAAACCUCUGGGAGGAUUCACACAGAGAACCAAUGACACUGCAGCAGUUUUGUGCUGAUGUCAAUAAAGUGAAGAACUGGGGCCAGCAGGCGUAUCUGGACUCCCGGAGGAAGCUCACGCCUUUAGGACCAGCCACUGCAGUGGCGGCAGCAGGCGUUCAUCCAAACACCAGUCAGGGUUUGGGAAUUAGAGAUCAUCUAAAGCAGUCUCUACAAGAAGCCCGGAAACAACCACACAUUCCUUCCUACCAGCAGAUCAACUGUGUGGACAGCAUCAUCAGAUAUCUGGAAAGCUGUGCGACGUCCGCUCUGAAACGAAAGAGCGCGUCUUUGUCCAUAGCUACGUCAUCUUCAUCCUCCAUGUCUGAGGAAGACAAACCUACAGCGGCCACGCAUGAAGACGCUGUGAACACAGAUGAGGGUGCGCUAGAGGGCGCCGGUGCUCUGGACAGUCAGGUGUCUGCGGGUUCAGCCACAACGGCAGCGGUGGUAGGAGCGCCGCUCACAGACAUCACCAUCUCCACAGAAGCCAUGAGUGUGGUGUCCGUCACCAGUCAGUGCAGUUACAGCAGCACCAUAGUGCACGUACCGCAGCCCGAGUCCGAGGUCACUGCUUUAGAAGAUGCUCCAAUGGGAAGUGAGCCAACAGACUCCGCCCCCACCCCUGCACGCCCCGCCCCCAGCACUUCCUCAGCGGCUCAGGAGGAGUUACUUGUGGUGGGUCUUACUAAAGAGGUGCUGUCGGCCCACACGCAGAAGGAGGAGCAGCAAUUUGUGGAUCGCUUCCGACAUCGUAUCCUGCAGAGUCCCUACAGCUCCUACCUCCAGCAGGACAACAGCAGCAUGGCUCAUUCUCAUCACAGAGCUGACGUUGUGCGUCCUCCAAACAAACACAAGCGUCCCAAACCAGAAGACUCCUCCGACAGCUACGGCUCCCAACCGGGCAACUACUGGUCGCUUCCCGGACCCACAGGAGCGCCUCAUUCCUCCUGGCCUUCCUCAGAGUCCUCUCAGCCCCCGCCAUCCAACAUCGGCUUUGUGCCGCCCAUGGCGGUGCCCGUGCAAACGGCCCCAUACUUCACUGUGGCCGGUGCGGAUCAGCAGCCCAUGAUGGUCCAGCCUGACCAAGGCGUCCAGAACCUCCAACCCAUGCAUCCAAUGACUCCCAUGAUGGUCGUCCUGCUUCCUAGCUACCCCAUGUACAACAAUGGCAUGUACCUGCAGGGGAUGCCCAUGCCGGCACCCGGAGUCGUUCCCCAGCCUCCUUUCAAUAUGGGCGGCUACGUCCCGCCUGGCACCCACACGCCGCACGGGUCUCCGCCGCAGGGUCUUCCUCCAGGUCCCAACGUCACAGGAGCUGCGAUGCCACCGGGUGCCUCGACGGAGGUCGAUUCGAUACCCACGCCUUGGUUCGGGGAGGAUCUUGAUGCUGCACAACCCACGGCGCUCUUCUCCAGCUCUCGCUCCAGCUCGCCCAUCCAGCUGAACUUACUCCAGGAGGAGCUGACCAAACCCAGCGAAGCCCAGAACAGCACCGGUCCAGAGAGUCUGCACGAGCACCACGCCAAAGCGGAGGACGCUCCCAGCGAGUCGGGGAACCAGGACGCCCAUUCUACCUCCAGCGAAAUGCUUGACCAGUUGCUACAGGAGGACGCCCGCUCAGGAACAGGCUCCAACGCCUCGGGCAGCGGCUCCGGAGAGUCUGGAGGCUCUCUGGGCUCUGGCUCUGGGUCGGGACUCGGUUCUAACAGGACGUCCACCAGCCAUACAGGCAGCAGCAACAGCAGCAAGUACUUCGCCAGCAACGAUUCGUCGGACACGUCGCGGAAAGCGCGCAAGACGGCGGAGGCGCAGGAAAGGGAGCGUACCACCUUCAAAAAGCACGUGGACAACCCGUUAUGGAGCAUGAUCAAGCAGACGCCGGAACCCGUCAUGAUGACGUAUCAGAUCAGCCCCAGGGAUCAGGCGCAGGUUCUUCAGGAAGACCGGGAGAAGCUGCUUCUGAUGCAGCCAAUGCAGCCCUGGUUCACACAGGACCAGAAGAAGGAGCUGGCCGAGGUUCAUCCCUGGAUCCAUCAGCACACUGUCCCACAGGAGAUCAACACACAGGGUUGUGUGAGUUGUAACACCAUGGAACCGGGUGAAGAACUGAAUCUCCAGACUGACUCUCCAAACCCUCCGACUCCUGACAGGUCCUCUCCGCAAGACUGUCCGCCACAGGACGCCAGACCCAACACAGACACCUGAUCGCAGGCGCUGCCGUACUUCCGACCUUCUGGGACUCAGUGAUUCCUCCGCUUUCAGCUGGGAAUCGCAGGAAGAGAGAGACGCCCGCAUCCGUGCGCCGGCCUCUCAUAAUUCCUCCUGAAUCACGAAACGAGGCGAGCCCUUUGCACUCGAUCAAACCGCGUCAGAGUGACUUCAGACACUCGCAGGAGACGGACAGUGAACGUUACAGUCCUUGGACCCAGAAAACUGUGAAUAUCAGACUAUGGUUUGGUAGUGACGUCACCAGUGUAGUUUGUAUUUUUUUUUUAGACUGUUGCCCAAAUGUUGUUGUGUUUUUUGUUUUUUUUUUAAUUAAGUUUCUUGUUAAUGAAUAAUGUGUCCUCUACUGAAUCUUGCAGGCUCAGGAGGGUUUAUGAUCCUGUAAUGAGUUUCCUGACCACUUGCGCAGAUAUAAAUGCGUAUAAAUGUCCCACAAUCCUGCAACGUCCUGUGCAGUUACUAAAUAACCUUAGCACUCACCACCAAAAUCUAGUAGUGUCUAUGACUGGAAAUGAAUGAAGUUUGGUCCAGAGCACAAAGAUCUUCAUUCGUUAUUGCGUUCAUCCAAUCGAAAUGAUCCAAAGUUGAAUGAGGCCUUAAAGUAGUUUUUCCGUCAGUGUGUUUCUUCAUUUUUCUGUUCUCAAUUUCAAGUAUUUUUCCACUAUACCUGUGACUGAAAGAUGUCAAGCAAUGUCUUACUAUGGUAUAAAACUCACAGUAAUGGUGUAUUCAUAAUAUACAGAUAUUUUUCUCUUGUUUCUGUUGGGUCGAUAAGUUGAUAGCAACAAAAAAUGUUUGUAUAUAUAUAUAUAUAUAUAUAUAUAUAUAUAUAUAUAUAUAUAUAUACAGGGUUCGUACAAACUGCUUAAAGUGCUUCUUGAAGUACUUGAAUUUGACUUUUUGAAAUGUAAGGCUGGAAAACCUUUAAUAUAGCAAUAUUCCUGAAGAAGUACUUGAAAAGUGCUUGAAUUGAAAGACAAUGUAUCUAUGAAAUAGGUGUUUAAUUGUUUUAUAUAUUUUUUCAUGCAAAAUUCAGGCAGUUCAAAAAAUAAAAUACUUUUUAUUGAAAUACUUAUUUCAGUUAAAAUUGUUAAAACAAAACUAGCUAAGCCAGUAGUAGUACUGACAAUGUCGUGUAAACAUGGCUGAAGACGUGAAGAGAGGAAUAGAUGAAACGGAGUCAUUUACGAUGGAACCGCUUCGAUUGAUUCAAACUUGUGACUUCGAUCAUUCAUUUCAAGUGAUUCACUAGCAAAAAACAGAUCAAAUUAAAAGUUAAAAUUAUUUUUUAAUUUCAGCAUCGCUUGUAACAGUUUUAAAAAGCACGUAGUGAUGAGUUUUUUGAAACUCCAAAUCAAAUAAACUAUUGUGUCACAAAGUGGAGCGCUCGCGUAUCACGGAUCAUUUGUUUCAUAUCGGGACUUUAGUUCGUGUAUCAUGAAUCAUUUGAUCUAGAUUGGGACUUCAAAGUGCGUAUCGCAAAUCAUUUGAUUUAGAUUGGAACAUUGGAGCAGGUUCGCAAAUCUUUUGCUUCAAUUCGAACUUUGGAGUGAGUUUGCGAAUCAUUUGAUUCAGAUCGGGACUUCAGAGCACGUAUUGCAAAUAAUUUGGGAAUUCAGAGUGGGUUCGCGAAUCAUUUGAUUUAGAUCAGAACUUUGGAAUGGGUUCGCAAAUCAUUUGAUUCAGUUCGGGACUUCAGAGCACGUAUCGCGAAUAAUUUGGGACUUCGGAGUGGGAUUGUGAAUCAUUUGAUUUAGAUCGGAACUUUGCAUGUAGUGAAUCAUUUGAUUCUGAUUGGGACUUCAGAUUGUGUAUUGCAAAUAAUUUGAUUUAGAUUGGAACUUUGGAGCAGGUUUGUGAAUCUUUUGCUUCACAUCGUAAGUUUGGAGUGUGGAAAGCAAAUCAUUUGAUUCAGAUUGGAGUUUAGGAGCAGGUUCGCAAAUCAUUUGAUUCAGUUCAGAUCAGGAUUUUGGAGUGGUUUCGUGUAUAUCUAUAUAUAUAUAUAUAUAUAUAUAUAUAUAUAUAUAUAUAUUUUAUUUUAUUUUAUUUUAUUUUUUUUUUUUUUUUGAUUUUUUUUUUAAAUAUUUAUUAGACAGUAGAAAACAUCAAACCAGUUACAAAUCCCUUACAAAAAAUUACCAUGGUUUUAAUUAGAAAGAAAAGACAUUGUUUGAUAAGUGAGAUCUCUGAUUGAAGUGUUUAAAAAUCAAAAUAGUGCGUGAAAAGUCCUUGAAAAUCCUGGUAUUUCAUUUUACAGUGUCUGUACGAACCCUGUAUAUGUAUACAUUUAUUUUAUUUUAUUUUAUUUUUUUAUUCAUUAUUUUGCGAUGAAAUUUGCUAUCAGUCUCAAAAUCUGAUAAAUUGACAAAAUGCAGACAUAGCAAUGCAAUCUUAAUGGUUCUUAAUUGUAUUUUAAUGUAUUUAUUAUUAUUACUUUUAUUAUUAAUAAUAGUAAUAAUAAUAAUGCAUUUUAUAUAAAAAAAAUAUUAAUAUUUAUCUUUUAUUUUCUGAUAUUUUUGGUGAAUUGUGACCUGAAGAAGAAUAUAAAAUACAGUCCAAUAACUGUCACUGGGGCAAUACCCUUUAAAAGCUACACCUUUGCACCUUAUUUACCACUACAGGGUCCAUAUUAGUACCUCAAAGGUACGUAUUAGUACCUAAAUGGUACAUAUUAAUACCUUUUGAAAAGGUACUGCCCCAGAGACAGUGUUUGUACCUUUAUUUCUGAGUUUAAAAAAUAUAAAACUUCUCAAAUCUAUCAUAAAGUACCCAAAAAUUGUACAAUUUUCAUCAAAUUUAUUUUUGUUAUCUUGUCUUUUUUUAUUUAUUGAUCUGUCGUGUUCAGAAAGUUGUGUGUCAGAGUUGACGUGUGUCA